Molecule: messenger RNA, 1656 nt
Organism: Lycium ferocissimum
Lineage: Eukaryota; Viridiplantae; Streptophyta; Magnoliopsida; Solanales; Solanaceae
Exons: 3
Coding region: 173-1423 (416 amino acids)
Source: RefSeq, a predicted model, not a curated record
AAAUUGUCAUGUCUAUUAUACUUUGUCUAGAACGUACAUUUCCAAUUAUCCUAAAGCAAAAAAUAUUGUUAGAAUUUGUCUGAACACUUCAUAUUGCUUGCAGCAAAAACAAUAUGGUUCAUCUCCAUAUCUUGAUUAUGCAGUAGAUCAAAGUUCAUCAAGUGGGCGACAUAUGUUAUUGGAAGAAUUCGAGGACGAUGCAAUUGCUAGUCAUGAGAGCCAACAGCUUAUUAUAGACAGUCAAAAAAACAUUCAAAACGAAAAAAAGAAGUCAAGCACAAUAUGGACUGCUGCUAGAUUGAUUAGUUUACAAGACAUUGAAAAAUAUUAUGGCAAGAAGAAUCGUGAAGAGGCUGCCGAAAGCCUUGAAGUUAGUGUCUCUACAUUUAAGCGACUAUGCAGGAAGUAUGGCAUUCGCAGGUGGCCAACUGCCAAAAGAAAGAAAGACGGGUGUCUCAUCUCUGCUCGCAGGUGCAAUGCAUCGAUUGCUGAGUUGAGAACAUCUCAACCACCACAAAAUGGUGUGCCACGCGAGGACAGAGACACCAUUUUUAUUUCCAUGCAAAAGAGAAAAAGGAGGGAAAUAGAAGAAGAUAAUGUGGAUGCCAAUAAUCAUAGGGAAUUACAGCCUUUUGAAAUACAGAACUGUACUUCCAAAAGGCAGGCACUAGAUUGUGCUACUAAAGAUUCGUCUUGCCUCAAAUCAAUAAAUUGGACUAUUGAAGGCGUUAACAAGGAUCAGAGUCCCAAUUCAGAGUCGAUCAACGGUAACGUCAUGGAUGGUAUGGAUUUUACUCGUAUUGGAGUUCAACCUUCUCUCGAGUCAACAUCAAUACAGCAGUUGAACUCACUAUCCUGCAAUGAAAACACUGCACAGAGCGCGAAGCUUCUUUUCAACAACUUAAUUGCGUUGCCUCUGAAAGAUCUCACUGACCCCGAGAACGAGGCUUCCAUGAAAGAAACAUUGUCAAUCCUAGCUGACAAUCACCUUUUGUUUUCAGAAGAACAAGCCAAGAGGAUAGUUGAACUCAAGCUUGAAUUUACUUCCCUUGUGCAUAGCUGGAGAGAGUAUUCUCGAUCCCAGAUGCACAGUCAAAAGUUCUUCACUGACUUGGAGAAAACUAGAAUUAUGGAGGCGACUUCAGCGAAAGAUGAAGAGUGCCUCAAGAUUAGAUACGAAGAACUUCAAAGCAAGAAGGAGGAAUUGAUGGCACAAUUGGAGGCAGUGCAAAAAGAGCAGGAUGGGGUAGCUGAACAGAGGCGUGAAAAUUUCAAGCAGUCGAAACAUUUGGUUUCUUUGGCAGAGGAAAGAGCGAGUAGAACCAAAGAAAAACACCUGGUGAUGACAAUUACUAGUGCUAAGUUGAAUAACUUAGUUGAUCAAUGGGCUGCAAUACAAUCUCUCUUUAUGCAAAUUGGCUAGUACAUUAAAUUUGGUUCUAUAUUGUACCGUUCGACAUUGCCAAGUCCUUGUAGCUCAAUCAAGUAAAAGCCUUUGGUCAAGAUCCACAACAUAAUAAUUUAAAUCAUUUCUACAUCAUGAAAAUCUUUGUUUUACAUGUUUUUUCCAUCUUUACAGAUGGGACAUUUUGUAUGUGGUUAAGAAAUGCAAUAGGUCAUAUAUUGAAAAUAAUUGGCAUCAGCUUCAGUAAGCUU